Molecule: messenger RNA, 8298 nt
Organism: Alternaria infectoria
Lineage: Eukaryota; Fungi; Ascomycota; Dothideomycetes; Pleosporales; Pleosporaceae
Exons: 5
Coding region: 1-8298 (2765 amino acids)
Source: RefSeq, a predicted model, not a curated record
AUGCGCCAAUUCGAGAAUGUUUCGAUAUCGCAAUGGGCGAACCCGUAUGCGAGCGGCGGCACCAACACCGGGAAGAACUUCUAUGCUACGGCGACUACACCGAAGCCCCAACAACCCGUCUAUCGUCGAGUAGUCCCACCUACACCAGUAUUCUCAUAUACGCAGGUAGUUGAUGAGAAGAGCAGCAACGCCGAACAAGCAGAUCCAGAAAAUGCUCCGGCUGCUCCAGCUGCUCCGGAGGAAACGCCAGCAGCAGAGGUCACACCUGAAGAGGCCGCACCGCCGGCUACAUCAGAAGCACCUCCAGCAGAAGAGCCAUCAGCAGAAGUAGAAGCACCUGCGGCAACAACCCCAGCAGAACCGAUACCAGAAGAUCCAUCAACCCAACCAGCAGAGGCACCAUCAAGUAGUGGGGACGACGUUGUGGCAGCUGAAGUUGUGACGGAGGAUGUCAAAGACGAGCCUCCAGGACCAAGCGAUGUCACGAAUGUUGACGCACUGCCGCCUCCACCACCACCCCCAGCACCGGUAGAUGCACCGCCUGCUGAACCCGAAGCAGCAGCACCUCCAGCACCGCCAGCACCAGAAGUUCUGCCAGUACCUCCCAGUGAGCCUGCACCCCCUACACCCCCUACACCCCCUACACCCCCUGCCCCACCAGCACCACCGGCGGAUGCAACACCGGAGCCAGUAGUCGUGGAGAGUGAGAAAAGUGGUGAGUCCGAGCAGGCCGCUCCAGAGCCUCCGAAAUCCCCAACCGAGAAGUUUGUUCAUUUUGCCUCUGACACCAAAGACCCAGACGCCGCAAGCAUAGGCAAAAAGAAGAAACAGUGGGGGAAUGGUAAAGGCAAGCCCACCGCGUUCAUCCGCCCCAGAAAGCCAUCGACAUCCGUUCCACCUCCUUCGCCACCGAAAGAGGAGAAGAAGAAGGUCUUCGUUCCGAUCGGCAUUAUCAAGAAGGAGCGACGGGGUUCAUUGCUCUCGGCAUUGGCCAGUGAGAAGGUGAUGACCAGCAAGUCAAGAGGGAAGAAGUCUAGCAACGAUGGCAGCGGUGACGACAGGUUGACAGUAAUCACCGAUGGAGAUGCCCCCUCUUCAGACGUCUCCGAAAGCGUCAUCAUCGAGGAACCUACCGAAGAUGCUUCAGGAUCGAUCGUAAGCGAGACCGUACCGCCCCCGCCGCCACCGACCGAUGAUCCACCUGCGGUAGACGAGGCCGCUGUCAGCGAGGAUGUAGUGGAGGAACAAGACGAGGCAGUCGUGGACAGUCCUCCGAUCGAGGAGCCAGCUCCCGCCGCUCCCGAGCCAGCAGCUGAAGCCGAGCCAUCACCGGUAGAUGCGUCUGCGGAAUCUGCUGAGCCACCACAAUCCGACAAUCCUGCUCCUGUCGAAGAAGCUCCAGCUACUGAUACCACAGCAGAGGAGACUACUCCAGCCGAUCCAGUCGCAGAAGACACUCCUCCCCCUCCAGUCGAGCCGACCGCAGAAACAGCUUCAGAAGCUCCUGCCCCAGAAGCGCCCGCGGAAACCUCAGCCGAUGAACCACAGGCACCCAGCGAAGCGGCAUCUGAGCAGGAACAAGCUACGGCAGAGAGUGCGGAUGCGGUCGAGCCUGAGGCAUCACCUUCAGACGAAGCGAAGGUAGCUGAGGCAGACGCUUCCACCGAAGAAACAGCAGCUCCCGUUGAAGAGCCUGCUGUUGUGGAAGAGGAAGCAGCCCCGCCAGCAGCUGAAGAGGAACCUGCAGUUGAGGAAGCAGGUAGCUCAGACGAGCCGCCGGCGGCUGUAGAGGAUUCUCCUGCUGUUGAAGAGCCAGUUUCCGCUGUUGAAGAGACACCUGCUGCUGAAGAAACAUCGGCUGUCGAAGAGGCUCCGGCCGUCGAAGAGACUCCGGCCGAAGAGGUAACUCCUGCUGAAGAGGCUCCUGCUGUCGAAGAAGCACCUGCUGUCGAAGAAGCACCCGCUGUCGAAGAAGCGCCCGCUGUCAAAGAAGCGCCUGCUGUCGAAGAGGCACCUGCUGUUGAAGAGGCAUCUGUCACCGAAGAGACACCUGCCGCCGAAGAUACACCUGUCGUCGAUGAGACACCUGUUGUCGAAGAAGUAACCCCCGCUGAGGAACAGCCAGCCGUUGUGGAUGCAGAGGUUCCCGCUACUGAGGAGCCGCCCGCCGCUGAGGAGACGCCCGCCAUUGAGGAAACUCCCGCUGCCGAAGAGACGCCCGCUGCCGACGAGACAACAACAGCCACAGAAUCGGCUCCCACGGAGGAACCACCAACUCCUGAGGAUACUCCAGCCGUAGAAGACGCAGCUGUUGCUGAGGCUGCACCUACUUCUGAGGAAACAACUGCGCCCGGGGGAGCACCUCCCGUCGAAGAGACGGCUAGCGCCACCCAAGAAGACCCUGAAGUCGACGCCACACCCGAAGCACCCGCCAGCGAGGAGACAGCGCCAUCUGAAGACGUCCAAGCCGCCGAAGAUACGCCUGUUAGUGAAGACACACCGACUGUCGAGGAUGCUUCUCCUGCCGAGAAAGCACCAAAGACAGAGGAUACACCUGUUGCUGAGGAGCCCAACCAGACUGAGACUACACCCGUUGUCAACGAAACGCCUUCUACCGAGGAACCGCCUAUCGUCGAAGAUGUCUCUACUGCGGAUGAGCCAGCUCCACCGGUAGAACCACCAGUUGAUGAACAAACACCCGUGGUCGAUGAAGCCCCAGCUGUCGAGCCUGUCCCUACUGAAGUUGCUGAGGAUGCCGCUGAACCAGAGUUAGAAGCAAGCGUUGCUCAAGAAGAGCCAUCACUGGAUGAGAAGCAAGAAACCGAGACGUCUAGUCCCGCAGUCGAAGAAGCUCGAGCAUGGACUUCAGCAGCACCGGCAGACGUCGCUGUCGUGGCUUCAAUACUUGCAGCUGAAGCAAAGGCCAAUGCAGCUGCAGAAGAGGCUGAUGCACCUGAUAACUCUCUUGUUCAAGAUCCCGCUGCGGAAUCUUCUGAUGCUGCAGAAGUUCCGGAGCCUGCGCCAGUCCCAUCUAGCGACUCACCGUCAACUGAGAGCGAAGAUAAGCCCGGAGUUGCAGAUGCCGAAGCGCCUGAAAUUACUGAGCCGGUCAUGGAUGUAGCUGAGCCAAACGAGGCUAGCGCUGAUCCCACAGAUGAGCCCCAAGCUGACUCGAUAGCGGAAGCCUCAGAAGCAACGGACGCACCCGAACCUGCUCCCACCGACGAAACUAUCGGACCAGCCUCCGGUGAAUGCGACAGUGAGCCGUCAGUUCCACAAGACGAGACCAAUCCCUGCACCAAGGAGCCAGAAGCUGCGUCGACACCAGAAGAGACAGACACGCAAACGACGGAAGCCACACCUGAUGUGACAUCAGAGGAGCCUACUGCAUCGGCACCAGACACUGCUGAUAUGGCACCCAUCGAAGUUGCUACAAUGGAGGCUGAGGCGAGCGAUGAAGAACUGCCAACUGCCGACACCAUGCAGGAUAUCUCCGAUUGGGAGCAAGACGACGAUGAUGUUUCCGACAUGGGCAUCUCGGACUGGGAGAAGGACGACGAUGCCUCAUCACAACCCGGUGAGAGCGAGACCAAUCCUUCCGAGCAUCAAGACUUUGAUCAAGAGAGCGUCGCACACGACUCAUCGGAGCCUGUGCAUGAGGAUGAGAAGUCACCAGACCAGGACAAGCCCGAGACUGAACAGAUCGUUCAGCCGUCUGACACUGCAACCUCUGCUCCGGUUGCCGAUGACGUCGAUGAAGUUGCCGUCGUCGAUGUCAACGAGGAUGCGCCUACCACGGACGAUACGUCCGCGGCCGUACCAGAGGUCGUCGAACAGAACGAAGCCUCUACCUCUGAAACAUCGCCAGAACCAUCCGAGCCACAAGAGACUGGCGACUCAGCUGAUGCUUCCGCGGAGGAUCAGACGCCUGAGACACGUAUUGAUGAAAGCACUGAAGAGGCACAGCUUGCAGCUGGCGAUGCACCUGCAGCUCAAGAACCCGCCCCGGAGGUGAGCCAGCCAGCAGCUCUAGAGGAGAAUGCCAUCACCGAUGCGAGCACAGACGCACAAGACGAUGCGAGUGCACACGAAUCGCCAGUCGACGAGUCGGAGCCAGCGGUGAGUAGCGAGGCUGCCAAGGACAGCGAGCAAGCCAUAGUCUCGGCUACACCCGAUGACGUGGAGAAUCCAGAUUCAUGCACAGCUGAGACUGAAGCACCUUUACCCAAACUCGACGACAAUACCGACGAAACAUGCGCAAGCAUCCCAGCUGACGCGACAAGCGAAGUCAGCCCAGACCCUGUCUCGAGAGAGGCUGACGUUGAGACGCCAAUUGAAAACCCCACGGCCGAAGAAAAGCAGACCGAACACGCCGCGGGCGAUCCAGUUGUUCUUCAAGAUAUUUCCGAAAAAACCGACCAUGAUGUUGUAGCUGCCAACGUUGCGCCAGCUGAAGCCGAGCCCGACUCUGCACCAGACAUGCCGGCCAAAAAGGUGCCGCAAGUGGUCCAUGAGGACGUUGGGCCCGAUGAGGAGCCACAGCAUUCGGAGGUUUCCAGCGGAGCCAACACAGGACCGGAGCCAGAUGAUGGACCAGUAGAAGAGCAGGGAUCCGAUGCGGGGAGCGAAUCUGGGUCGGAGUCCGAGGACGAUGACUGGUCUGGAUCUGAGGUGUCUGCCGCACCUGCUGCCUCUGAAGUUCCCCAGGCCGACGACGCGCCUGACUCAGCAACCGCUGAAGAUGAAACAACGAAUGCCGAAGAGGCACCGCCGAGUGAUGUCGCUGAUGUCACUGCUGCUGAGCCUGAAGAGCCGGAGGACGAUCAGUCAAUCCUUGACGACGAUGCCGCUUCAGAUGACGAUGCCGCUUCCGGGCUCUCCUCGAAUUCUCAAGAAGAGCCAGAGAGCUCCAUGGCAGUGGACGAUGCUGCCGAGCCCGACGAUCCAGAAGCUUCCGAGAGUCCGGAGUCGCCUGCCGAAUCGGCCGCGGUCACAGAGCCGCAUCCAGGUCUAUCACUUGAAGUCAAUGUCGCAACCUCUGAGAUCGUCCCAGCUGCAGAGUCUCCAGCAUCAGAGGUCGAAGAUCCGUCUGAUCCUGCGCUCGAAGCAGUCGAGGAGGAGCAAGGAGAUGACGAGAACGAUGUCAGUGCUAUCACUCAAGAAGAUUCUGCGAACGACGAUUCACUGGUUUCGUCACAAGAUUCCGCUGAGCCUGAAGAGGAGCCCACGGCAGCUACCGAGGUGUCUGAGCCGGCGGAUGCACCCCAACCAGAAGAGGAAGUCCCCCAGGAAGACGAGGGUGACGAUGCUUCUCAGGUCAGCGAAUCUGGCAGCGAGAGUGAGGCUGGAGAGUCCGUUGCACCGCCGGAGGACCCUGCUGAGGCCGAUGACGACGCUGCGCCGACCACAGUGGAUGGGGAGGACCUAGAUACCGCCGCACCGCCUACCGAAGACCCAUCAACCGACGGGGUCGAGAACCCGGCAUCUGAAGUGGGAGAUGCAUCUACGGCUGAGCAAGAGGCGGAAGAGCCUGCUGAACCAGAGACGCCUGAGUCAGUCGCAGCGGAACCGGAGCCGGAAGCAGAAGCGGAAGCUGUUGAGCAAGAUGCGGAUGCAGCUGCGGAUGAACCAGAGGAGCCGCCGGCAGAAGGAGUUGCGGACCCAGAAGAACCGGUGGCGACGCGAGAUGAAGCCGCCGAUGAGGGUCUCGAUGCGGCUCAGGAAGAUGGAUCUGCUGCAGCUGAUGCCGACCCUUCACUCGUUGAAGAGGUGGAAGAGGCGGAGCCAGCACCACCUGCUGAAGAGUCACCAGAGCCACCUAGUGAGGAUGGUCAAUCAAACGAUGGGUCUGGAGCUACAGGGGAGGCAGAGGAGCCGUCAGUGGUUGAAGCCAGCGAAUCGAACGACGACGGUGCCGAAGAUGCUCCACCUGCGUCAGAGCCAGCCCCCGAAGAGGACGCACCGCCUGAAGAGGCUGCUGCUGAGGUUGAAGAAGCUCCAGCAGAAGCCGCUGAAGCCGCUGAGCCAGUGGUAGAGGGCGAUGAUGUCGAGGAACCUGCGGUAGACGAAGCCCCGGAGGAAGCAACGAACGAAGAAGAGCCGGCGUCAUCACCUGAUGUCGAGCCUGAGGAAGAACAUGUAGAGGCACCAACCGAAGUUCCCGAAGAAGAACAGCCAGAACCCGAAUCACCAGCUGAUGCUGAAGAGCCCGAGCCGCCGACUGAACCCGUUCCUGAGGAACCGGAAGUACCAGCUGAGGUUGCCCCAGAACCAACGCAGGAACCCGAAGAACCCGCUCCAGUAGCGGCGGAUGCACCCGCUGAUGAAAUCCCGGAAGACCAGGAUGUGGAGGAGUCGGUAUCAGCCCCCGAAGUGGAGGUAGAAGACGUCGUAGCCGAGGUGGCCAAUGAAGAGAGUCCCGAACCCGAGCAGGCCGAUGACGAUGCACCAGCAGACCAGUCCCUCGACGUUGAUGAAGUCCCAAGCGCACCUUCACCUCUACCGUCCGUAGCUGCUGUUGCUGCUGCUGGGAUUACUGGUGCCGCCGCUGCUGCACUAGUCGGUCAUACCCUUGAUGACCGUGCGGACAGGGAGCGCGACUUUGCAGUUGAGGACGAACCGUCAGCCGAUACACCCAGUCGUGAGAAGGCCCGUCGCCGACAUUCGCACACCCGUCGUGAAAGCCAGCACCGGCCAAGCCGCAGACGCGAAAGUGGCGCUAGUAUCAUGGAGCGACCAAUAAUGCCAGCCUCUGCCGUUCCUGAUGCACCAAGAACAAGGCGUCGCGACAGCAUGACAGAGCGCGAAGCGGCCGAGCGCAGAAGGGCCAAAUUGCGCGAGGUUGAGAUAGCCAGUAGUGGUAGUGACAUACAGAAGGCGUACCCGGAUCCGUACCGCUCGCACUACCGAGAACCCAGGGGUGAGGAGAGAUACAGCAAGCGUCGCCCCGUCGAGGAGGUUGACGAAGAAGCCGACAGACAGAAGCGACGCGAAGCCCGACGGGCCGAGAGAGCUGAAAAGGAGCGACUCGCCGCCGCAGACGCUGCCCGCCUAAAAGCAGAAGAAGAGGCGAGAAAGCUGGAGCAUCGGGAACGACGCCGAGCAGUCAGGCGUGCCGAAGAAGAGCUCAUGAGGGCCAUGGAGGAGCGCAAGAAGCUCAAAGAAGAACAGAAGCUCGCCCAGGAAGAAGAGGACCGACGUAUUCGACAUGAGAAGAGGAGGCAACGACACGAAGCCGAGAAGGAAGCGAAGCGGCUGGAACAGGAGAAGAUUGAGCAGGCAGCGCGCGAAGAAGAAGAGGCAAGGAAACUACGACGUCAGAGGAGGGCUGAGCGGGAAGCAGCCAAAGCAGCUGCCUUGCUGCAACCAAAGGAAGAGCUCAUUGAUGUUUCUCGCGAUGCUGCUCGCCGAGCAGCAGAGGAAGACGAUGAUGGCGCUUCUCCUCCACCCCCGCUGCCACCAGUAGUCGACGACACCCCUCCUCGUAGUGCGCCACGCAGGCGUUUGAGUACCCGAGACACUCCACCGAACGUGAAGCGUGGUAGUCUCUUCGGUGGCAUCUUUGGCCGUUCAAAGCCCGAAGCGACGCCACCGGCUGCGAAACCGUCGCGAUCGUCUCGUGCCCGCGCCAACACGCUAGAGGCUACACCUGUCAAGUCUUCGCGAAGAGAACCGGAGCCUGAACGACCUUCGAGCCGAGACAUGUCAUCGGAUCAGAGCCGAGAGCGCCCAGAGCGUAUGCAUCGCAGUCGGCGUCUUUCACAUAGUCAACGUCGCUUCGCUUCUGCUGAGGAAGAGGCCGAUUACUACAGGUGGAAAGAGGAGCGACGCUUCAUGCGUCGUCCUGAACACGAGAUGUCUGGAGGACGGGACGGAGGAGUUUCUCUUCCACCACCGCCUCCGCCACCUGAGGAUCUCCCGCCGCCGCCACCAGAGCCUUUCGAAUACGAGCCAGAGCCGGAACCUAUCGAGACAAUCGAAUCACCGGUAAUCGAGGACGCAGCUGCGGUUGUCGGCGAGAUCUCCAUCUCAGACGAGGAAAGACGCGAGCGUCGUCGAAGCAGGCGUAUGUCCAAACCGGAAGAACGCCCCAAGACACGCCGUAUCUCCGUUGUUGAGAAAGAACGGCCAUCUGGUGGUCGUCGAGUGGAAUCGGAUCGGCCCCGCGCACGAGACCAUGGUGAAGACCGUCCUAGGCCCAGGCGCGGCGAGACCGACCGACGCGACAGGAGGAAGAAGAAGGAGGAGUCCAGCGGUCUCAAAGGACUCUUUGGAGGGUUGAAGAGGCGAAUCACUUGA